This is a messenger RNA of Protopolystoma xenopodis, 231 nucleotides long. The record is from the annotation of a GenBank genome assembly. NCBI's taxonomy places the organism in Eukaryota, Metazoa, Platyhelminthes, Monogenea, Polystomatidea, Polystomatidae.
AUGACUUCGGACAAGAUUCAUGCCAGAAUUCAUGACGCAAGCAUAUGUGAUGCCUCUGACGAUCUCCUCUUCAAUGAAAAACUGGCCUCUCGACGAUCCAAUACUGUUCGACAGGGUCGUCGGAUAUCCAAGACGCGAAUGCUGAAACGUACAAUGGUACAAAUCCUUUUGCAUACUUGUAUCUCUUCCGCUACCCCAACAGAUCGUCGAUCCCUCUUCGCUAUUUUCUGA